UAUUUAUCACCAAAAACUUCUGCUCUCAUUAUCUGUAGUUAUUUUUUCAAGACUAACCAUAGAAAUCUCUCUCUUUUUUUUUUUUUACCCUUUUUCCUUCUUUUGAGUCUCACUAAUAAAAACUUGCCACGUGAGCAAAAACAACGAAAACAACUAUUUUACUUCCAAAAAGAAAAAAAUAAAAAAAAAAAAGACCAAGAGAGUAGACCAAAGUCAACAAUUAUUGGUCUCUUUCCCAACAAUACAGUAAACUGUAAACUCAUAGCUUUUUUCAACAUCUCUUCCCUAUCUUGUCCUCCAUUUUCUCUCCAUCCCUUGAAGCUUUUCGAUUUCCGAGCUCGACCCAUUUGAGAGACCUCGUCGGAGACCUCGCCGGCGUCCAUGGAUUAUCGCCGUGGCGGCGGCGCCGGCGGCUGCUGCCGGUGCUGCUUCAGCUUCAUCUUCACUCUCGGCCUCACCGCCCUCUUUUUGUGGCUAAGUCUCCGCACCUCAAAGCCCACUUGCGCCGUCCAAUCCAUCUACUUCCCGGCCCUCAACAGAACCUUAAACAAUCCGAAAAACACCACGGUUUAUCUCACCUUAAGGCUCGAAAACGGCAACAAGGACAAGGGAAUCUUCUACGACAACGUCAAUCUCACGCUCUCGUACAUUCCCAACAUCACCGAUCCGAAGAAGAUCAAACUAGUAAACGACACGUUUGUUACUGCGUUUUAUCAGGGGCACAAGAAGACGGCCAAGAAGGAGGUGAACUUCUCCGCCGCGGAGCUGAACUGGACGGCGGCGAGGGCGGUCAAUUCGACAACGUUUUUUAGGGUAGAUUUGGCGACGGCAGUGAGGUUCAAGAUCAUGGCGUGGAAGACCAAGAGGUAUAGGAUUAUGGUUGGUGCUAACGUGGAAGUCAACGAGUUUGGAGAGAAAGUCAAGAAGAAGAAGAAGGGGAUUAAGCUAUCUGGGGCUGGGAAAAAUGGAGGAUUUUCUUUAAAAGUUGGGGUUUUGGUCAAUUUCUUGAUCUGGGUUUUGCUUAGUUUUUGAUAAUGCAUUGGCUACAAUUGGUUUUUCUCUUUGAAGGUUGGGGUUUUGGUCGUCAAUUGGCUAAAGAAAGAAGUUUUUUGUUGUUUGUUGCCAAUAAUUUGUGUUUUCUCUUCAAUAGUGAGAUGCUGCAGAAAUAGUCACCAACGGUUUGUAAUUUGUAUUUUGCAGUUUUUUUUUUUUUUUCUCUCUGUAAUGAGGGACACAAAAAUAAAAAAAAAGGGGAAAAUUUGGACUGCAAAUCUUGCUGGCUAAAUGGGUUGUGUUUGUUUGAUACUUUGUAUUUUGUUUUGUUUGUUUUUGUUUUUUGUUUUUGUUUUUGUUUUUUUCUUUGGUUUCAGUUAAUCCAUUGAAGCAAGUAAUAGAACCGAUUUACAAAGAUAUUUUGUAGCA
Molecule: messenger RNA, 1422 nt
Organism: Morus notabilis
Lineage: Eukaryota; Viridiplantae; Streptophyta; Magnoliopsida; Rosales; Moraceae
Product: protein NDR1
Exons: 2
Coding region: 382-1032 (216 amino acids)
Biological process (GO): defense response to other organism
Source: RefSeq, a predicted model, not a curated record